Molecule: messenger RNA, 1497 nt
Organism: Prunus avium (sweet cherry)
Lineage: Eukaryota; Viridiplantae; Streptophyta; Magnoliopsida; Rosales; Rosaceae
Product: secretion-regulating guanine nucleotide exchange factor
Source: RefSeq, a predicted model, not a curated record
GUAUUAACGGCGUCUUCUACAACAUGGCGACUGCAACUGAAGAAACCGCAGCAAAUUCUCAGAGCUCAGAAAUCUAACAGCUCACUUCCAGAACUGGAUCCAGAGUUCUUACAGUAAUGUUGAACCGCGGAAACAAAUCGAAGGCAUGGAAUGGGCCUCAAAACCGUUUGGCUGGACUUGUGGUAGUGUCUCUUACAGUUUUUCUUCUCAUUUUCAUAUUGUCAGUUGGCAACAAUGAUCAAAAGCCCAGUUCAUUACUUGAACUUCCAAAAGAAAAGUGGCAUAGCUUUAAGUCACUUUCUCCAACCUUAGAGUUUCGAAAUGGAACUGAUGUAAUAUGGCAAAUACCAGAUUCGCCUAAAGCAGUUCUUUUUCUUGCUCAUGGUUGCAAUGGUAGAGCUGCUCACUUUUGGGACAAGUCUUCUCACUGUCCUAACUGCAUUGGUUUGCCAGAAGAAAGGCUAAUUGCUCUUCAUGCUCUUGCUCGAAAGUUUACUGUCCUUACUAUAUCAAGUGCAGGGAUAUGCUGGACUCUUAGGGAAGAGAUAAUUAUUGUUAAAGACAUUAUCAAAUGGUGGGUUGAGAAGAACAAGCUUGAAAAGCUUCCUCUUGUUGCUAUGGGGGCUUCUUCCGGAGGACACUUUGUUUCUGUGCUUGCCACUGUGUUGAAGUUCACUAGUAUUACAAUUAUGAUUGCUGAAGGGAAGUUUGAUAAAAUGGAUAUAAAAGAGAGCUAUCCCCCUACCCUUUUCAUGCACAUGCCGAAGGAUAUAUUAAGGAAGCAAAAGAUAGAUGAGUAUAUGGAAGUUUUAAGAAAUAAAGGGGUUGAUGUUGCAGAGAUUGAAUGCAAGGAGUUCCCCUUGUCGCCACAUCUCUUAGCUGAUAGAAUCCCAGGUCUUGAUCGGUCUGUUUCUGCUAAGGUAUUUGAACUCUUCCGGCACAAGGGUUUUAUCGAUGAGAAUGGAUAUAUGAAGAAUGAUGGGCGUAGAACACCUUGGAAAGAAGCUGUCAGAGAGAGAGAAAUUAUUUUCCCAGACAAGCAUCUGGCCCAUUACAUUCAGGAGGAGUUAAAUCUGGCAUUUGCAUACCAUGAAAUGACUAGCUUGCACUCUGACAGCAUGUUUAUAUGGUUUGAAUCCCAUAUGAGGUAACUGCUCGUCAAAUUCUCCCUUCCUCUGCCUUGACCAGUUUGGUGGAUCCAGCCCAGAAUCUGAAGUAAUUUAAAUGUAUUCCACUAUCCAUUUUGAGGGAAUGGAUUUGAAAAACACAUAUAGAAUUGUUCUUUUGCAUCAUUCAGAAAUCAAUUGGCUCUCUUUGAAGAAAAAGCUGUAUUGAGCUGGCUGAAGUACUAGAUAAGCUUGAAGGGUACAUGCUCAAGAGUAUAUGAUGGAUGUAAAUCAGAUGUUAGGUAAACUUUCUGUCCCUAAAAAGGAAAGAAUUCAAGUGUAAACCAAUCUUCCUAUUCACAUGAUGUUGAAGUAAGAAAGAAUUACAAAA